AUGAAGCUCCUCCGUAGCCUCGAGGCCGCGCUUUCGACUGCAUUGCUGGUUGAUGUAGCACUCGCCGCAACAGCUGGGAAGCUUAGCAUUCUCUCCAUGAAUGUGGCAGGCCUCCCAGCGAUCCUCAACUCCAAUGACGUCCCGGGAGACAAGACCACAAACGCAGAGACAAUCGGAUCCAAGUUUGCAGAAUAUGACUACGACGUCAUCCAUGUCCAGGAGGACUUCAACUACCAUGCAGCCAUAUAUCGGACGGACAACCACCCGUUCAGGACCGCCACGUCAGGCGGCGUACCGUUCGGGUCUGGUCUGAACACACUGUCCAAGCUGGACUGGGUACAAUUUGAGCGUGUCAAGUGGGCGACGUGCUCCGAUGCGUCCUCUAGCGACUGCCUCACGCCAAAGGGCUUCACGUUCAUGCGCGCAGCCAUCUCGGCCGGCGCCGCCGACAAUACCACGGCGGUAUAUGUGGAUUUUUAUAACCUCCACGCCGACGCGGGAACCGAGAGUGGCGACAACGUCGCUCGCCAAGCCAACAUCAACCAAGUGGCCAGCUAUAUUGCCGCGUCUAGCCAAGGCAAUGCAGUGCUGAUCUACGGCGACACGAACAGUCGGUACAGCCGUGCGGCCGACACGGCGAUCCGGUCCCUGGUCGCGAGCACCAGCGGCACGAGCUUUGGCAUGCGGGACGCCUGGGUUGAGCUCCAGCGCGGCGGGGUCGUUCCUAGUGAAGAAAGCCUGUGUGCUAACCCGAGCUCUAACUACUUGUGUGAGACAGUCGACAAGGUCUUUUACCGCUCCAGCCCGCUGGUAACGUUGAAGGCUGAGACAUUCCAAUAUGUCAGCUCGCUGUUCCUGCAGGCCGACGGGAACGUGCUGUCAGACCACAACCCCGUCAGUGUAAACAUUACGUGGUCCUCUGGCCCGUCUCUACGGCAGAGCGCGUUUUGGGGCGGUCCGCAUGGCACCUGGUUCAGUGAUGUGUCGGCACUGGCAAACGUGAAGAAACCCAAACCUUCAGUGUUGAGCUUCCGUGGCGGGGCUCGUCUCGAUAGUGUCAGCCUGACUUUAACAGACGGCACGAGGUUGACGCAUGGUGGCACCGGCGGCUCGGCGACAUCCAUCACGCUGGGAGCUUCCGAGUACUGGGUCGAGGCGAGGCUGUGUCAGGGGCAGCGGAGCGGCCAGACCCGGAACUUCUACAUCCAGGCGAGCACAACCUCCGGCCGGACCCUGGCUGCCGGAACGGCGACGCAGGACUGCGCGACCUUCUCGGCGCCGAGCGGUUGGCAUAUUGUAGGGUUCCUCGGACAGGCCGGUGACGAGUUGGACCAGCUAGCAUUUGUUUACGCGCCAAAGUGA
Molecule: messenger RNA, 1362 nt
Organism: Lasiosphaeria miniovina
Lineage: Eukaryota; Fungi; Ascomycota; Sordariomycetes; Sordariales; Lasiosphaeriaceae
Product: Endonuclease/exonuclease/phosphatase
Exons: 2
Coding region: 1-1362 (453 amino acids)
Molecular function (GO): sphingomyelin phosphodiesterase activity
Source: RefSeq, a predicted model, not a curated record